CCGAGCCCGAGCCGAGCCCUGACACUGUCCGUCCGCCUUCUGACUCCCCGGGAGCCCGGACUGGCCGGAGCCCGAGAGGUGGCAGCGCCGGGGGCCUCACGCGCCGAAGGGAGCGGACCGGACGGGACGGGACUAGAGGAGGCGCUGGCCACAGUAGCCAGGGACCGGAGUCGGCAGCCGCGGCCUCCCGGACCCUGCUGCCCAGGCCAGCUCAGGGAGAGCGGGGAGUAGGAAAACCCCACCCUCGGGGGCACCCCCGGAGCGGAGGCGGGCGCGGGGACGGGAGCAGCCUCUCUCCCUGCUGGAGCGGAGACCCUUACCGCCACUCGGGCGAGGGGAAGAAGAGACCCCUGUAGGGGAGAGGAAAACCCCCAUCCUGGCCCGGGAAUAGACCUCCAGAAGUAGAAAGGGGCGAUCCUGCUAAAGGAAGCAGACAGAGUGAGCCCGCCCCAGCGUGCCUCCACCCGUCCAAACGCACACUCUCAGCAGUUCAGGACUUUUGAGGCUAAGAGAAGGGGGGACAUGCCUGUGGAGUAGGAGCCCUCCAUCCUAUCCAGUACUCACAGGGGAGAGGAAUCCUUACAUUCAGAAGCAGAGGACACUCCAGGGAAAGAAGAGGAGCCGGCUUUCAGCCUUUCAGGAGAGGGGAAGGACUCUCCUCUCAACUUCCUUGUACCUAGACAGUGGAACAGGGCAGAGCCCCUCCGCUCAGAUCUCCAGCAAACAGAAAGAGCCCUCCACUCCCGAAAGAUCCAGUUUGGGGGGGAGGGGGAUUCCCCCAAGGGGGAGGAGACAACUCCUGGUUCGGAGAGGCUCCUCCCCUCCUCCCCAGGGUUACAGGCAGGGUGUGGGGGGUGUGCCACCUUCCCCAGGUAGGACCUCCUUCUCCUCCGCCCCCUCCUCCUCCUCCCUCCGCUCCUCAUCCUCAGGGGACCCAGGUCCCCCCGACCCCAGCUUGGGAUGCUCAGCCAAGUACAGGAAGAGCCACUGAGGAUGAAACUCUUCAUCUGCCUUUGAAGAGGGGAGUCCCUCCAGCCCCAAACUCCAGUACCAGGUGGUUCCCUCCCUUUGCUGGGGGAAGCUCGGAGACAGAACCCAGAAGUACCAUGGCUUCUGACCUAGAGAGUAGCCUCACCUCCAUAGACUGGCUCCCCCAGCUGACCCUUAGAGCUACCAUCGAGAAGCUUGGGAGUGCCUCUCAGGCUGGGCCUCCAGGUGGCAGCCGCAAGUGUCCCCCAGGCUCACCCACAGAUCCAAAUGCCACCCUGAGCAAAGAUGAGGCAGCAGUGCACCAGGAUGGCAAGCCACGAUACAGCUAUGCCACCCUCAUCACCUACGCCAUCAACUCCUCUCCAGCCAAGAAGAUGACCCUCAGUGAGAUUUACCGCUGGAUCUGUGAUAACUUCCCCUAUUACAAAAACGCUGGCAUUGGUUGGAAGAAUUCAAUUCGGCACAACCUUUCUCUCAACAAGUGUUUCCGGAAGGUGCCCAGACCUCGGGAUGACCCCGGGAAGGGCUCUUACUGGACAAUCGACACCUGCCCUGACAUCUCCCGAAAGAGAAGACACCCUCCAGAUGAUGAUCUAUCCCAAGACUCACCAGAACAGGAGGCAAGCAAGAGCCCACGGGGAGGCGUUCCUGGGGGUGGAGAACCCUCACUGCCUUCCGAGGGGAAUCCUCAGAUGUCCCUUCAGAGCCCCACUUCUAUCACAAGCUACAGCCAGGGCACAGGAUCUGUGGAUGGUGGAGCGGUGGCAGCAGGGGCUCCUGGCCGAGAAGGUGCCGAGGGUCCUCCUCCCCUGUAUAACACCAACCAUGACUUCAAAUUCUCCUACUCAGAGAUCAAUUUUCAGGACCUAAGCUGGUCCUUUCGCAACCUCUACAAAUCCAUGCUGGAGAAAUCCUCUUCCUCAUCUCAGCAUGGCUUCUCGUCUCUCCUGGGGGACAUGCCGCCCUCUAACAACUACUACAUGUACCAGCAGCCGCCGCCGCCCCAGCAGCAGCCGCCGCCGCAGCCGCCCCCCCAGCAGUCGCAGUCGCAACCGGCUCCCGCCCAGGGCCCCUCCGCUGUAGGGGGUGCCCCUCCGCUGCACACCCCAAGCCCGGAUGGGUGUACCCCACCCGGGGGAAAGCCGGCUGGGGCCGAAAGCUACGGGCCUCCCUCCGUGAUGGCCAUGCACCCACCCCCACUGCAGCACGGGGGCUACCACCCGCAUCAGCACCAUCCCCACCCCCACCCCGCCCAGCAGCCACCGCCGCCCGCUCAGCAGCAGGCGCAGGGCCAGGCUCCUAUCAACAGUACUGCCUUUGCCUUUCCUCCCGACUGGUGCUCCAACAUCGACUCCUUAAAGGAAAGCUUUAAGAUGGUGAAUCGGCUCAACUGGUCCAGCAUUGAGCAGUCACAGUUCUCAGAACUGAUGGAGAGUCUGCGACAGGCAGAGCAGAAGAACUGGAGCCUCGACCAGCAUCACAUUGCCAAUCUGUGUGACUCUCUCAACCACUUCCUUACCCAGACUGGUCAUGUGCCCCCCCAAGGGGGCUCGCACCGGUCACCAGCCUCUGCCCGUAUUGCUGACUCCUGUGCCCUUACCGGUGGCAAACAAGAGCCAGCCAUGAACCAAGUGAAUUCUUAUGUGCACCCACAAGCCCCCCACCUCUACCCUGGCCCAUCACCAAUGUACCCAGUCUCCACCCAGGAUUCAGCAGGAUACAAUCGCCCAGCACACCAUAUGGUCCCUCGGCCACCGGUCCCCCCUCCGGGUACCAACGAGGAGAUCCCUGAUGACUUCGACUGGGACUUGAUCACUUAGGGCCUCAUGGAGCAUGGCCAUGAGCCCAAGGCUGGGUGGCGAAAAGUCUGGGAGUGGGGCAGGAGCAGCCCCAGCCCAUCCCUUCCUCCUUGCUGUAUAUACUUAUAUAUCCUCUUUUUUCUUGCUCUGUCAGAAAAGCCACCACAAGAUGCUGCCGAAGAUAACCCCCCCUCUUUCCUGCCUCCUUCUUCCUCUUCCCUCUUGUUUUUUUC
Molecule: messenger RNA, 3022 nt
Organism: Enhydra lutris kenyoni (northern sea otter)
Lineage: Eukaryota; Metazoa; Chordata; Mammalia; Carnivora; Mustelidae
Product: forkhead box J2
Exons: 11
Coding region: 1107-2810 (567 amino acids)
Biological process (GO): regulation of transcription by RNA polymerase II
Cellular component (GO): nucleus
Molecular function (GO): DNA-binding transcription factor activity, RNA polymerase II-specific; RNA polymerase II cis-regulatory region sequence-specific DNA binding
Source: RefSeq, a predicted model, not a curated record